This is a messenger RNA of Fopius arisanus, 1239 nucleotides long. RefSeq lists its product as uncharacterized. The transcript is spliced from 3 exons. The record is from RefSeq and is a predicted model, not a curated record. Lineage: Eukaryota; Metazoa; Arthropoda; Insecta; Hymenoptera; Braconidae. Bases 375 to 878 code for a protein of 167 amino acids.
AUCCUGGCCUUAAUUUCUCCUAUUAUCUUUGUUUGGGACGCGUAAACACCGCGUGAAUAUUCACAAAAAAAGAUUAACCAAAGCAGUGACUAAAACAUUGGGAAAGUAUAAGAAAAUGAAGAAGACACCAUUCAAUACUCCUCAGGGAAAUCGUUCUGGUAUAAGUAAAUCAGGAUCGGACUGGACAUCAUACGACCCUUAUAACAACAGAGGUUAUGGCCAAAAAAAUAUGUCCUGCCCUGUUUACGCUUCCACUUCGAGUGGGGAAACCAGUACUAGUGAUUAUAUACCAUUUACUAGUACUCCGUCGAGCUAUCAGUGCAGAAACAGCAGUCCAACUGCUCACCAUAAUAGAAAGCAGAUGACGAAUCUUUAUGGAGGUCGGGGCGGACGCAAUAAGACUCCAAGAAUUUAUAAUGAUCACCGAAGUUCCAGGGGAAGCUGGAACCCAUUUUCCCCUUAUGAUAAUCGAAGAGAUCACCAUCGAAUCAUUGGCAAUCAAUAUCGCUCUUGAACCCUUCGCCGGAAUUAUUCCUCAUUUUUGCUUCCGAAUGGAAGCACUGCAAUCGUCUGAUCCCGACCAAAAAAAAUCUAAUUUUGCUUGGAAACGAUGUAGAAUGAUCUGCAAGGAUCAUAGUCACGAAUUGGCCAUGAUGAGAAGGAAGCCUAUAGCUGAGAUAAUUAAUCUAUCAUUAAUUCUCGAAGAUCCCUGGAGAAAAUUGAUAAAUAAUUCGAGGAACUAUACUGCAGAACGGGAGAAGAGUGAAAGCAAUCUGUUGAUUACACCGGAAAAAGUUGAUAUUCCGUUGCAAGAUGGACUUCAUAAGGACAAUCGACACAAUGAGAGCUCCACUGAAGGCCAUUGGAGACUCCGAUAAUUAAUGAUUCAGUAGAUAAUUACAGAAUGAAUACCUAUGACCUUAUUAUCCAAUGUAUAAUUCACAUGGCUGUGAAGAAUUAUGUACGUAAUGUGCAAUUUUGUGAGAAUAUUUUUGUGGAGCGAUAAAAUAUUACGUAUAAAUAACGAGUUAUAUUGAUACACACCUAAUUACAGAAUCUACUCAAUAUUAAUAAUGGCACUGGUCAAAGGGACUCAAACAGAAUUGCUUCUUUUUUAAUGUUUGUCAGCUGUAUUUUAUGGACUUGUGGAGUAGAUAGAAUAUAUUUUCUGGCUUGACCAAUAGACUACUUGCACUAUGCAAGGCACCGAGAUUGGUAAAGCCAUUUAUUUCCAAUUUA